This is a messenger RNA of Capsicum annuum, 1701 nucleotides long. Its product is annotated as heterogeneous nuclear ribonucleoprotein A0-like. The record is from RefSeq and is a predicted model, not a curated record. The transcript has 6 exons. Gene Ontology annotation, cellular component: nucleoplasm. Gene Ontology annotation, biological process: regulation of gene expression. NCBI's taxonomy places the organism in Eukaryota, Viridiplantae, Streptophyta, Magnoliopsida, Solanales, Solanaceae. Gene Ontology annotation, molecular function: RNA binding. Bases 1 to 1488 code for a protein of 495 amino acids.
AUGGAUUCUGAUGAAACAAAGCAGCCAAGGAGAGAAAUUAACAAAGGCAAAGGGAUACAGAUUGAGGAAACCGAACAAGACGAAACCGGUCCAGACGUGGAUGUGACUGAUAAAGUUGGAGGUUCUUCCGCACGAAAACUAUUUGUUGGAGGCAUUGCUCCGGAGACAACAGAAGAAUCUCUUAGGAAGUAUUUCAGCCAGUUUGGAGAGAUAACUGAUUCUGUAAUAAUCUCGAAUAAAAGAGGAAGUCCACGGGGAUAUGGUUUUGUUACAUAUGCUGAGUCGGAAAUUGCAAAAGAAGUUUUAGAGGAAGAUCAUAUCAUAGAUGGUAGAGCGGUGUUAGUGAAGAAAGAAGUACCUAAGGAGGACAUGCAUGUUAAAAGAGCAUCAAAAACAAGGAAAAUUUUUAUUGGUGGUCUUCCAAGAUAUUAUACUGAAGAUGAUUUGAAGGAACAUUUUUCUACUUAUGGCUAUAUUUUGAGGCAUCGGAUCAUGCGGGAUAAUUACACUGGUCGAUCCCGAGGCUUUGGCUUUGUGACUUUUGCUAAUGAAAAAGCAGUUGAAGAGGUUUUCUCAGACGGAUGUAUGCACGAACUUGGUGGAAAACAAGUUAAAAUUGAGAGGGCCGAGCCAAUUAGAGCUGAUGUUGAACAUGCAAGUGAAAACUGGCUACAUCAUGGUGGGAGUAUUUCAAAAUCGCAUUAUGGUGAUUGUGAUUCUGCAGAAGGUUUUGGUUGUGCAUAUGGUGGAAACACAGGUGCAGGUCAUGGUGGAUAUGGAGGAUAUGAAGGAUACGGCAAUUAUGGUGGGUAUGGUUCAGGUCCUACGGUAUUUUACCCUGUAUAUGGUGGAUCCAAUUAUGUAGUUGGGUUUGGUGGAGCUAUGUAUGGCUCAACUGGUUAUGGAGGGAGCAGCUAUGGCGCACCUGGCUACUAUGGUGGUAGUACUGGUGGAGCUAUGCAUGGUGCAUCUGGUUAUGUAGGCAGCAGCUAUGGUACACCUGUCAACUAUGGUGGUAGUACUGGUGGAGCUAUGUAUGGUGCAGCUGGUUAUGGAGGCAGCAGCUAUGGUGCACCUGUCAACUAUGGUGGGAGUACUGGUGGAGCUAUGCAUGGUGCGGCUGGUUAUGGAGGCAGCAGCUAUGGUGCACCUGUCAACUAUGGUGGUAGUACUGGUGGAGCUAUGUAUGGUGCAGCUGGUUAUGGAGGCAGCAGCUAUGGUGCACCUGUCUACUAUGGUGGUAGUACUGUUGGAGCUAUGUAUGGUGCAGCUGGUUAUGGUGGCAGCGGCUAUGGUGCACCUGUCAACUAUGAUGGUGGUACCGGUUAUGCCAGCAGUAACAGAUAUGGGAGCACUGUUGGCAAUCCUACUGGUUAUGAUAAUGCAAACAGGUAUGACAGUCGUGGAAGCACUGCUGGCAAUCCUGCUGGUUAUGAGAAUGCAAACAGAUAUGACACUGGUGGCAGCAGUGGUGGUGCUAAUGCAUAAUGAAAUAACGGUGCUGCUAGUGGGAGGUUUCAUCGUUAUUGGAAAAGGCAAGUCUGCCUAUGAGGUGGCAAAAAUUUGAUGACUACCAUCAUUGCGUAAAAUGUUUGCUGAUGGUGUUUGUUUCAUUUGGGGUUUAUGAUUUUGGUGACGAAGUUAAUUUCUUACCCGCACUAACUUCCAGAUCCAGUAGCUGUAUUCGCCUGUCAACUUGGU